Messenger RNA from Branchiostoma belcheri (Belcher's lancelet), 2358 nucleotides. Its product is annotated as spermine oxidase-like. NCBI's taxonomy places the organism in Eukaryota, Metazoa, Chordata, Leptocardii, Amphioxiformes, Branchiostomatidae. Bases 25 to 1476 code for a protein of 483 amino acids. The transcript has 5 exons. The record is from RefSeq and is a predicted model, not a curated record. Gene Ontology annotation, molecular function: polyamine oxidase activity.
GUGAAAUGAACUAACCUACAACUCAUGAAAAGAGUUACCAUGACAACAAGGAGACCCCAGGUAGUGAUUGUGGGAGCAGGUAUAGCCGGUCUGUCAGCUGCAGUAGAGCUGACUCAGACUGGGGACACAGACGUCACAGUUCUGGAAGCCAUGGACAGACCGGGGGGAAGAGUUCAUACUGUUACUGCACUCGGUGUUGACAACCUGGAUUUAGGGGCAACCUGGCUCCAUGGCAACAAGGACAACCCGCUGUACAACCUCGCUCUACAGAACAACCUCCUGGGGGACACAGAGGUCAAAGUUCUUCCUGCAGGCGACAAGUUCUACACCGAGCAGGGUGAACAGGUUGACCUUGACUUUAUCCUUGACUUUUGGAGCAAACUUGAUGAUGUAACAGACCAAGCGUACAAAGGCGGUAAAGCAGACAACUGCGAAUCAUUCCAGAGCGUUGGCGAAUUCGUUGAUCACAAGUUCCGCACAGAACUACUACAACUACUCGAUACUGACAGGGUUGUGAGUUGGAAGAAAUUAAUGCUAGCAUGGUAUAAAAAGUUUGCCACAAUAGACAAUGCCUGUAACUCUUUAUACAAUAUCUCUCUCUCAGAGAUGUCAAAAUAUGAAGAGUUGGAAGGGGAAGCGAAUGUGCCAAUACCUAAAGGAUAUGGCGCGGUUGUGCAAGUACUUGUCAAUAUGCUCCCUCAUAACUGUAUACAGUACAACAAACCAGUGAAACUUGUGCAGUGGAACAGAGAAAGUGAUGACCAGGAGUUCCCUGUUAGUGUCCAUUGUGAAGAUGGGUCUACCUACUUUGCCCACCAUGUAAUCGUUACAGUCUCUCUUGGGUACUUGAAACUGAAUCAUAGUACGUUAUUUGAACCUCCUUUACCUCAGUGCAAGGUAGAUGCAAUAAGUAGUCUUGGUUUUGGAACUGUUGACAAGAUUUUUCUCAGAUUUCCAAGCCCUCCCUUGGAGGAGCCCUUUUCUUGUAUCCAGCUGCUUUGGGAUGAGGACAAAGAAAGGCAGAAGGAAGUUGAAGAGACGUGGUUUAAACAGAUCACAGGUUUCCACACACUGGAGGGACAUCCUGAGGUUCUGUAUGCAUGGAUUGGUGGGAAGGCAGCUGAAUUCAUGGAGUCGUUAUCAAAUACUGAGGUUGGCAAAGUGUGCACACAGAUACUGCGUCAGUUUACCGGCAGAUCAGAUAUCCCAGAUGCUGUGGAGGUUCUGUGCUCCAGAUGGCAUUCUAACCCCUACAUCUGCGGAGCCUACACUAACGUACCUGUUAACUGUAAGGCUAAGGCCAGCGAUGUGUUAGCUGAACCUCUGCCAGGACAUGCCAACUGUCAUGGGAAGGGAAACCCUCUCCAGGUGCUGUUUGCAGGAGAGGCUACUAUAACACCUUACAUCACUACAACACAUGGGGCAUUCAUUUCUGGAAAGAGAGAGGCUACCAGACUAACAGACUUGUAUAAAUGAUAUCUGACAACUAAUAGUAGAUUGAAGCAAAUGUACUGUACACUAUGAAAGUAUGAUGUAUAUUUUUAUAAUACUAGUAACUUGAAACCGCAAUUUUUUUACCUGAAUAAUUAUUUUCUCAUUUUCACUUCAGUCAAGAUUUUAUUUACAUUGAAAAUUAGAUUGAAGGGGUCCAUCACUUAAAACUAAAUGUAUAUAGCUGUUACAUGUACAUUUAUAAAGAAUGCAUGAUCUAUGUCUGCUGAUGCUGUGUUAGAUACAUGGCAUAUCGUGUAUAUUAGCAAUUAAUUAAUCAAUAUUUCGCACAUAAUGGAAUUGUCUUUAGAUUUUUGUCAUUUUGUGAAGACAGUUCAACUUCUCUAGUUUUUUAUGCAUAUAAUUAUCAUAAUUGUAAUAGCUGCAGCAUCUUCAUGGUUUACAAUUUAACAAGCUACAUGCAUGAGGCAUCUCUUUAAAUUUUUGGUACCACCUAUAACCAGCCUACAAAACAAGCAACUGUUUUCUGUCAGCAGUGUCACAAUUUUUGCCUCAACGGUAUCAGUAUGCUAUGGGAUAUCAUUGAGUCAACUUACUACAUUAAAGAUGUCCAUAGAAUUGACUUUGGCAAUCCAGCACCCUAAUAUUGCAUUAGAUGCCUUUAAAAUUCCUACUGCACUACUGAUAAUUGAUAAUAAACUUGAAGGUACAUCUACUAUUGUCAAACAAAGAACAGUCUUGAUGUCUAAUGUCCCCAUGUAUUUCAGAAUACUUCUAAAUAUGUAUAGGAGGCACUAUCAGAGACCACAUUCCACCAUGCACUCAUACUCUUUAAAAGGGCUUGCUGGGACAUUGUGGUACAAGUUAUAGGAAAUUAUGGUGCUAAAAAAACGGAUCAUACAAUUG